Messenger RNA from Doryrhamphus excisus (bluestripe pipefish), 1485 nucleotides. NCBI's taxonomy places the organism in Eukaryota, Metazoa, Chordata, Actinopteri, Syngnathiformes, Syngnathidae. The record is from RefSeq and is a predicted model, not a curated record.
CUUAAGAGUUGUCAUAAGUGAGUCCUAGAUUUUUUUAAUAUAUGUAAAAAUUACUGCUAAGGAAAUACUUCCGGUUUGUCCCUCGUCGGGCACGAGCUCUUCCGAAUUUGUUAGUGGUAUUUUAGACGAGGGAGUCCUUAUUAAAAAUGUCUCCUAAUCAUUUACUUAUUUACUUAUUUUUAUCGUCGAUAUUAAUGGUGAGCUGGGCCGACGUUUGUCCAUGUGAAAGACCCGAGCUCUGUCAGCAGAUACGCGAUCAAAAAGACUUCGAGGUGUUUGUGUUUGAUGUGGGGGGAAAGACGUGGAAGUCGUACAACUGGAGUGUAGUGACGACUGUGGCGACAUUUGGGAAAUAUGACGCUGAGCUCAUGUGCCACGCUCAUUCCCAAGGAGCGCGGGUCGUUCUCAAAGGUGAUGUUCCCCUGGCGUACGUUGUGGACCAAACCAACAGGACAGGCUGGAUUACCGAAAAGGUCAACUUGGCCAAAAGUCAAUUUAUGGAUGGGAUCAACAUCGACAUUGAACAAGCAGUAGCCGAAGGCACGCCUGAGUACUUUGCUUUAACAGACCUGGUCAAAGAGACCACAGAGGCUUUCCACAAGGAGAUCCCUGGUUCUCAGGUAUCCUUCGAUGUCGCCUGGUCGCCCAAAUGCAUCGACAAACGCUGCUACGAUUCCGUCAGCAUCGCCGAAUCCUGCGACUUGGUGUUUGUGAUGUCCUACGACGAGCAGAGCCAGAUCCUGGGGGACUGCAUCGCCAUGGCCAACGCCCCCCUCGUUCAAACGCUUAAAGGCUACGAUCAGUAUUUGAAAAUGAAUAUUGAUCCAAAGAAGUUAGUGAUGGGUGUGCCAUGGUACGGCUAUGACUACCCUUGCCUCAACUUUUCCCAGGAUGGAGUGUGUUAUAUCGCCAGUGUGCCGUUCCGUGGCGCCCCGUGCAGUGACGCUGCCGGAAAGCAGAAGCCGUACAGCUGGAUAAUGAAGCAGGUGGAUAGCUCCUUGUCUGGUCGGCUGUGGGACGACAGGCAGCAGGCUCCCUACUUCAAUUACAAGGACUCACAAGGACAGAUUCAUCAAAUUUGGUAUGAUGACCCAGAAAGUAUUUGCCUGAAAAGUGGUUAUGUCAAAUGGAAAGGUUUGCGGGGCGUGGGUAUGUGGAACGGUAACAUCUUAGACUACAGCGACCAUCCUGUUGCUAGGCAGCAGAGCGCCAAGAUGUGGAACGCUCUGUUUGGAUGCUAGCUAGGCUAAAGUUUACGGCGGGAGACAUUUAUGUUGUCGUUGCUAAGUCAACAAGUCCUUUUUGUGGCAGCAACACCGCACAUUCUUGCACCUCGGACUUUAUUCUGGCUUUUAUUGCCGCUACCUUUUCAAAACAAGACAUUCCACUGCGCUGAAAGAGUGAUUCACUCUCUGCACUUUGUUUUAAUGACUCUUAUUGAGCACCUUUCUGAUUUUUACACACAAUAUACAAUAAAAGUUGAAA